UGGCGUGCCUACUUUUCUUUCACCUUAGAAGCGGAGUAAAAGGGAGGACAGCCCACAGGGAUCAUAUCGAUGGUCAGGAUUUUUAGACACGGAGACAAGCAGCGCAGGAUUGGCAUCGCCUUAUUUAUUGAUGCAACCAGGACAGGACUACUUUCAGUAUCGCAUAGUACCGCAAUAUGAUCCUUCAACACCUCCUCUGGAUCCUGGACCACUUCAGGUGACAAAUAACACCGGUUUUUCGCAAUCUUUCAGCUCAUAUCAGCAGGCAAUGGACAUUGAGGCGCAUUAUGAGUUACCGCAAUGUGUUCGAGAGGGACUAUCUAUACGUUCGUUGUCACCAGCUCCUUCUUCUCCUAGCGAGAGCAUCAUUGACCAUGAGGGCUCUACCAAUCGUGACCAAAACUACCGACCGGACUCUAGUCAUGAGGAAUAUCGAUCAGAGACCUGUCAAUUGGCUGAAAAGAAGGCAACCGGUGGUAAACCAAGCAUCAUCAUGGGCUAUCGUCCCGGGUGCGAGCGUUGCCGGCGGCGUGAAAAAGGGCAUUUUGCUCACUUUGGAUGAUGGUGGCACACAAAGUGAUCAGUUCGGCGAAGUCCGCGGCAUGUAGUGGCAAAGUACAUAAGCGUCAGUUUCGUUUGACGCGUCAAAUAAAAGAUACGUCCAUACUCAUUUG
This is a messenger RNA of Gamsiella multidivaricata, 674 nucleotides long. RefSeq lists its product as uncharacterized. The record is from RefSeq and is a predicted model, not a curated record. NCBI's taxonomy places the organism in Eukaryota, Fungi, Mortierellomycota, Mortierellomycetes, Mortierellales, Mortierellaceae. The transcript has a single exon. Bases 131 to 562 code for a protein of 143 amino acids.